CCUUUUCUCCCCGUGUCUCUGCUCAUGUUCAUUCACAGCUCAGUCGAUGAGGACGUCUCUUUGUCUCCAGACCAGGAUCAUGUCCUCGUCCUCUCUCCUGUGCGUCCGUGUGAGCGCCGCCUCCCUGAUCCUCCUGCUGACCGCCGUGUCUGAUGCUCAGUAUUACGACUUCACGCCGCCUCCAGACUACGACUCGGACUACAACGCCACCUUCGACUACAGCUUUUUCAGUAACGCCAGCAGCGAGGACCUGGACCAGUUCAGUAAACCGUUCAUUGACCCGGAGGAGGAGGAAGAGGAAGUGACUGUUACUAUCCAAAGAGCCACAGAGCAGGACACGACCGAUGUUCACGGCAACGCCGCACCACUUCCUGUUUCUCUGGAAAUCAGGACGCUGGUCUGGACUCUGGGGAUCCUGGUCAGCCUGCUGCAACACACACUAUGAGGCCGACACACUCAGCAGCUGUUCCUGGAUCAGUUCGAUCCUGCAGAAACCAGCGUGGGUCGCCUGGUCUGAGGUGGGCGGGGUCGCCGUCACCUCUGUGACCUUUGACCUCUGCAGUGUGAGACGCCUCCAGAAAAUGGCAGCGGAGCCACGGCUUCCCUCGGCGUGGGGUCACAGGUGGACCUCAGCCAAUCACAACGCUCACUGAACUUUAUCACACCGGGAAUUUCUGUUCACUUUUUCACCUUUUUUUUAUUUGAAUGUGUGCGAGACCAGCGGGCGCAGCGUCGUCUCUUCAGUAUAAACUGUGGUGGGUAAUCUGUGCACGUACGGAAGCUCAUUAAUGACAAAACUGCUGAGUGAGAGCGAAGGAAAACAAAUCUGAACAAGUGGAGAAAGAAACAAAAUGUGAGGGUUAAACUUUCUUCUGGGAACUGACCUGAAAUCUGUUUUUCUCUUUAAUGCUUUUGUGGGUCUGUUUCCUCUCGGCUUUCGAGUUUUCUGACCUGCAGGUUCAGGUUUGGUUUCAGGAAAGAUGGUUAAAGGAAGCCAAAGUCGACUGUUGGCAGGAGUUGCGAUGCGAAUGCUGGAUACUUUGUUGAUCCAUCCCUCAAAAAAAACCACGACGACGUCUGAACGUGUGACGGGAAACAAAACAUAACGACGUGUUUUUGCUUUUCUCUGUUACCGUAAAACUCCGAUUAAUAGCCGAGCUUUUAUUUGCUAAAGUCACUGAAUUGACCCGGCCAAUAUUUAAAACUGAAACAGGAUGCUAUGAAACAGUUUAUUUAUAAUUAACAGAAUAUUACUUUUAUAAAAAUGAUCCAAUAAUAUCGAAAACACGUCAUUCAUUUGAUCCAGCUGCGACAGACGGCGUCUUAUGCGCUUUUAUUUUGAAGUCAACAUCACGACAACAACAGGCUGCAGGAGGAGAGAAGUUAGCAGACAGAGAGCGACGGACUUCACGUGACAGGAUUCACCACUUGGAUUCAUUUUUAUAAAAUGCUGUUCUGGUUCUUUUGAUGGGUGGAGCCUCACAGACUGAACGGACACAUUAACGAGGCUUCAAAGGUAACACGAGUCGGCACUUUUCAUCCCUUGUACCAUCAGGUUACACCUGUAAAUCUGUAAGAAUCAGACUUUGGGGCUCGUUGUUUCCGUUAAAUGAAUCGUGGAGAAUCUAACCGAUCUAACGAUGUGCAGCGUGUCCACACUGACACAUUGAUCACACGUUUAAACAUUAAAUAUGUGGAUUAACAGUUUGAGCAGCUCAGAAGCAGCUAAAGCGGCGACCCCGCAGGGUUUAAAAGGUUUUAAACAUCCAGAGAACUUCUAUAAAAACCAGACCAGGCUUUUAAUGGAGACCUGCGUUUAUUUGUCCAAAUGUGUUCCCACAGCAGGCGGCUGUUUGGGACUCGGCUAUUAAUUGAAGUUUUACGGUACUCAGAUCCUCUACUGCAGUAAAAGUACUAAUACCACUAUGUAAAAUACUCUGUUACAAGUAAAAGUCUGCGUAUAAUCAGGCCUCAAAGUAUCAAAGCAGGCAGAUGUUGUCUAUCAUACCUGCUCAUCAACGUGCAGCAGGAUGUUGAGCUGUUCAGUUUCAGACUGCAGCUGAUGAUUCUUUUCGUUCUGGAUCAAUCUGCUGAUUUGGUUUGUAAAGAUUCUGCCGUCACAGUUUCCCAAAGCCCAAAGAUGUUUUACAGGAAAAUAAAUGAAUCCAUAAAACUUCAUAUUUUAUAAAACCGUGUUCUUUCUGCGCUCGUCAGCUCGUCUGAGUCUCCGCCUGCUUCAGUUUUGUCAUUAAUUAACUCCCAUAAAUCCACCUGAACUGAUGGUUUAUGUUGAACUUUGUUUCUGACUGACUGAGACGUGGCUGUGUUUCCUGAACAGCGGCGCCCCCCGGUGUCGCAGCCCCCAUCAGCUCACUCAGAUUAAACAUCUCAAAGAGAAAGAAGUCACUGUAGCAGCUGUGGAAAUGUUAACGUACUCCUCCACGUUUCAUCUCUGGAAACAUCAUAACAGCACUUCUCAGUUUGUUGUACGUCGUGUUUCUUCUGUCAUAGAUUAAUGAAGUGAAAUCUAACGAUAAGACUUAAAUUAAACUCUGCUUCACUUCUCAUGCCGCUGUUUGAUUAUCCACUGUAACUUUUUAAUUCAAUCAUCUCUCUUCAAAUUAAAAGUCUUCGGACAUAUUGCUGAUGUUUUCUGCAGAGAACUUUUUUAACGUUUUAAAAUAUUACAGAAAUUCAGUUUAUCAAAGCACAUAUUAAAAAAACAAGAACAUUAGAGGA
Molecule: messenger RNA, 2739 nt
Organism: Micropterus salmoides (largemouth bass)
Lineage: Eukaryota; Metazoa; Chordata; Actinopteri; Centrarchiformes; Centrarchidae
Exons: 5
Coding region: 47-445 (132 amino acids)
Source: RefSeq, a predicted model, not a curated record